Molecule: messenger RNA, 1485 nt
Organism: Tetrahymena thermophila SB210
Lineage: Eukaryota; Ciliophora; Oligohymenophorea; Hymenostomatida; Tetrahymenidae
Exons: 1
Source: RefSeq, a predicted model, not a curated record
AUGAUUAACAGAAGCUUGUGCAAAAACGAAUCUCUUUCACCAAUAAACUCUACUAAGCAAAUUUCUUAGUGGAAAAAAUUUGAUUUUUAGAAUGUCUAAAAGUUUAAAGUUGAAAAUCUAAAUAAAAAACUUAACUCUAGUAUUUCUCCGAGGCAAGAAUAAUCUAAAACAAACUAAUUUUAUAAUAAUUCCAACAGGAGUAAAAUUCAAAGUCCUUAAAAUAAAUUAAAUUCCAGUAAUCAGUUUUAAUAUUGCCAAUCCCCAAAAGCAUAAUGUCCUAGAUUUAAUGAUUAAAAAGAAAGCUAACUAAUUAAAUAGAAAUUCAAUUAAUACAAAUAAAAUUCUUUUUAAUUAUCUUCUCCUUAAAAUAAGAAUAAUAAUAAAUAAUAAAAUUUGAGAGAUAAAUAUCUAAUUAAUAAAACCCAUGAAAUGAAUAUUUUAGAAAGUGAUUCUGACACAGAAGAGGAAGUCUCUAUCUGGUAAGAAAAUUAACUUUAGACUAAUGGCGUAGACACUGAUUAGUUUGUUGAUUGUAGAGGAGAAAAAUUAGAUUUUUAUUAAAUAUACAGAUUACGCUCUGCUCUAUACUAACCAACAUAUGUAUCCCGCAUAGAUACUAUAUUUGAAGUGUAAAAUCUUUGUUAACAUUUUAAUAAAGAGAUAACAAUUGAGUAAUUAGAGUAAUAAUAAAGUUAUCUUGAUUAAUAUUAUGAAAUUCAGAAAAAGAAAAAGAAAAUGAAAGAUUAAAAGAUGGAAUAAUUACAGAAUAAACAAAAUGUCAAAAAUUUUACAUAAAAAUGUUAAACUGAAAGAAUUUACCGACCAAUGUCUUCAUAAGAAUAAAAUAAAAUUACUUCUACAAAAUUAAAAUAGUAAAUCAAUUAAAAUCAAAACAAUUAAAUUUAAAGAGAGUAAAAUGAAUUUCUUUAGAAUUAAUCAGAAAGAAUUCAAAAAUAAUAAUAUAAAGAUAUUUAAAAAUCAAUUGACAAAAAAGCAAAAGAACUCAAUUAAUCAUAUAAAUAAUUAUAGUAAUAAUACAAAUCUAAAAGAAGACAGAAAAUCAGUAUUGACUAAGAAUAAGCAUAAAAGAUGAUGUAAAAUAAGAUGAUUCCGAUCAAAUAAAUUAGCUUAUUGGAUGAUAAUGAUGAUGACCAAAAUGAUGAGACUGCUAAAACUGAUUAUAGUUUCUAUAAUGCCUCACCUAAAUCUAAUAAUAGAUUAAGCCAAUCAAAAGAUAAUAAAAAUUCUAUUAAAUGCUAGUAAAGCAAUAUCAACCAAAAAACUAUAAAAAUAUCAAAUUAAAAUGGAUAAUAAGAUUUUAAAGAAACUGCAAAAUCAGUACUUUCCUAUCUUUAAAAAAUAGUUUCUAUUCCAGCUAAUUAUGGUCACUAAUAUUUUUAAAGCAAUAAACUUCAUAACUUGACAGAAAAAUUUAUGAGACAGUAACCAAACAAAGGAGAUUAAGAUAACAAAUUGCGAAAUUGA